AUGCGGAAUCCCACCAAAUCGAUAAUACUACAUUUCAUGGACAGUCAAAGUUCAACUCUCUUUGUCUUUAGUUUCUCUUUGAGCUCUUUCGUUCACAUUUCCUUCCUAUUCUCUUUUUUCAUGGAAAAUUCUGAGUGUUUGAAAGAGAAGCAAGAGUUGAAACGUUCCUUUCCAAGCAAAAUUAGGCAGGGAACCAAAGAAAAGUUUCCUAUGGAGGAAGUGAAGCUGGCUGCAAUUGCAAUCAGCCUUAACGUACGGUUGAGAUCAUCCGAUAUGCCAAUUUGCAUGCAAGAGCAUGCCCUCCGUUGCAGUAGGCAGCUUCUUGAUUCUGCUCCCAAGACACGCCCUAACCUUACUCACUUGGCUCGAGCGAUCAAAAAGGAGUUCGACUCGGCGUACGGACCAGCAUGGCACUGUGUGAUUGGAACGAGUUUCGGAUCGUUUGUGACUCACUCGGCAGGUGGCUUCGUCUACUUUUCAAUUGACUCAUUGUCCAUUCUUCUCUUCAAAACAGAGGUUGAGUUAGUCACGGAAGAGAAAGAGGGCCAAAGGCUUUGAAUGCUGACUGCUGAGUUUGAAGCUUUGGCUGAUCUUUACCUUUGACAAUUUUCAAAGCAUAGAUGCUUGAGUAGAUAUGAGCUUAAUUACUCGUUGGCUAGUUCUAUUUUCCCAAAGAUAUUGCACUAAUUCAGCCUGUUCCAAAGUGGAUUAAGUGUUCUAAAUCUGUUUAAUGCAAGUUGUGUAAGUAAAGGAAUUGAAGCCGAUGGACGUUUGUUUUUCCAUUUGUCUUGUACCAAAGUUUCAAAGUCUGAUUAUCUGUGAGAAUCUGCCAGGUAAAAUUUUUACUCCCAGUGAAUAUUUUGGCACGAAAAU
Messenger RNA from Theobroma umbraticum, 873 nucleotides. NCBI's taxonomy places the organism in Eukaryota, Viridiplantae, Streptophyta, Magnoliopsida, Malvales, Malvaceae. The record is from RefSeq and is a predicted model, not a curated record.